Messenger RNA from Podarcis lilfordi (Lilford's wall lizard), 42504 nucleotides. Lineage: Eukaryota; Metazoa; Chordata; Lepidosauria; Squamata; Lacertidae. The record is from the annotation of a GenBank genome assembly.
AUGAAGCGAGCUGCCUGCAUUCUAACCAGCCUAAUCUUCUGGCAUUUGUUUUUAGCAGAAGCGGCUACCAGGACGUACUACCUUGGAAUUGUGGAGGAGAACUGGGACUAUGCACCGAGCGGCGAGAAUCUGAUCACAGGACAAAAUCUCACAGAGGAUGAGUAAGUCAAAGCAGGAGUCCUUGCUGGCAUCUUCUGAGUUUCUACUGUCGCUUUUAAAGUAGUUAAUUCACACUUGCCCACAUGAUGCAUAUUGGGCUCAGUGCUUUCCAAGUUGUUUGCUUGUUUGUUUGUUUCCUCCAAAGAAGCAUGUCUGGGCAAUGAAACACGUUUUUGAAGCGACCUUAAAACGCAUCGGAAAGCAGCAUAGGCUGGUUAAAACGGCAAUGCGAGGAGUUUUUUUAGGCUGCCUAUCGUUUCACAUUUGCAAUGUGCAUUUAAGGCGCACUGCUACAGGUCUGCACACUUAGCAAUUAAAUUAAAUUAAAUUCCAAGGGAUUUGGAGGGGAGUCAAGACCUGUGCUGCGGUCCUUUCGUAAUAAUGCAAACUUUCCUAAGCUUCAGUACCACAGUGCAACUGCCAUUCAACUGCAUUUGACUUAAACGCCCCAAGAUGAUUAUGUAUUUAUGGUUGAGCUAUCGUAUUUGUAUCGGGAGGAGUAAAGAUUGCAAUCUAAACACGCUUACUAAGAAGUAAGUCCCAAUGAACUCAGGGUGGUGCUUUUCAGACUAUUUUUGGCCGGGAGCUUCGGUCCUCACAACGGCUGCGCUUUUCUUCAAACCAGCUUCCAUUUGAUUUGAAGACAGAAGCCAAAAUCAAACUGAGGCGCGGAAAUUUUAGGCAGUGGAUGCGCAUGCACACAUGAUAGCACAUGCGCAGACACCAACAUCAGUGAGUUGGAGUUUGACGUGGGGAAAGAAAUCAGGUAAUGUGAAGACAUCUCUGCCCCCUCUCUGGUCUGACUUGAAACACAGCGGAAGUGGGGGUUGACUUUGCUGCCUUUCAAGCUGCUAAUGUGUUGAACUGGCCCUUGAACUGUGGCCCUGCUGAUCCCCACACACAUUCACACCCCAAAUAUAGAUUUCUGAGAAGGGUCUUUGGUGUAAGCCAGGCAUGUCCAAAGUCCGUUUUAGGGGCGUAAUCCGGUGCGCCGGUAGGUUUAAUUCGGCCCCUGUGGCAGUUUAUUAGUUUAUUUCCUGGGGUAAAAUCCUAAAAAACCCUCAACUACCUCAAUCCUAAAAAAAACCUCAAUAACUUCAAUCAUUAAAGAAAGCUCAGCAACUUUGGUCGGCCCUCACCGCCCUUCACUUCAUCAAAUCUGGCCCUCUUUGAAAAAAGUUUGGACACCACUGGUGUAAGCAGAGAGAAGGGGGCACUUGCAUGGCGAUGCACAAUUCUUCAGAAUUCUCCAUGCAGGCAUAAAACUCUGGGACAGAAAGAGAACCAUUUUUGAGAGAUUAAGGUCCCUACCAGACAACCUACAGGUGAAACUCAAAAAAUUAGAAUAUUGUGGAAAAGUUCAUUUAUUUCAGUAAUUCAACUUACUGUAUUUUAACUCCAUUGACGCACUGACCAUAGGACGCACUGAUCAUAGGAAGCGAGAACAGGGAAAAGAUUUUUUCUUGUCUCCUCCAAAACUAGGUGCGUUCAAGGUACAUUCACCAGAGCUGGCUGAGCGGUGGGGAAGCGCUGCUUCCACCGCCAGCCUCAAAGAUCCCUGAAGCCUUUGGAGCGCAGCGCCCACUGACCUGCACAGGCUUGCAGCGCAGCAGUCCCUAGCUAGAGCAGUGACGGAGCCCUCCAUCUCGCUGUUCUGGCUGGAACAGCCUGUAGCUCUGCAGGACAGCGGGUGAAGGCACCCGCUGCCCUGCAGAGGCUUGUGCGCAGCUCUGCUCUAGCUUGGGAGGGCUGCGCGCAACCUCUGCAGGGCAGCGGUGCCUCACCCGCUGUCCUGCAGAAGCUAGCAGGCUGUUCCUAGCCAGAACAGCGAGACGGAGGUCCGUCUCGCUGCUCUAGCUUGGGACGGCUGUGCGCAAGCCUCUGCAGGGCAGCAGGUGCCUUCACCCGCUGUCCUGCAGAAGCUGGCAAGGCUGUUCUCAGCCAGAACAGCGAGGCGGAGGGCUCCAUCUCGCUGCUCUAGCUUGGGACGGCUGCGCGCAAACCUCUGCAGGGCAGCGGGUGCCUUCACCCGCUGUCCUGCAGAAGCUAGCAAGGCUGUUCCCAAGCCAGAACAGCAAGACGGAGCGCUCCGCAGUGCUCCGUCUUCCUGUUUUGGCUUUGGGCUUAGCGGCGCAGCCUGCAUUCGCUCUAUAGGACGCACACACAUUUCCCCUUAGUUUUUGGAGGGGGAUAUGUGCGUCCUAUAGAACGAAAAAUACGGUAAAAGGUAAAACUAAUAUAUGAGAUAGACUCAUGACAUGCAAAGCGAGAUAUGUCAAGCCUUUAUUUGUUAUAAUUGUGAUGUUUAUGACAUGGCUCCCCAAAUCAACACAGACUGUGGAAACUUCACAUUGGACUUCAAGCAUCUGGCAUUGUGUGCCUCCCCAUUCUUCCUCCAGACUCUGGGUCCUUGGUUUCCAAAUGAGAUGCAAAAGCUGCUCUCAUCAGAAAAGAGAUUUGGGGAGCCAUGUCAUCAGCUGGUGUUGGUCCACUGUGCUUCAUUAAUUCCAGGGUCAACAUAGCUGUCUACCAGGAGAUUUUGGAGCACUUCAUGCUUCCUUCCAAAGACGAGCUUUAUGGGGAUGCUGAUUUCAUUUUCCAGCAGGACUUUGGCACCUGCCCACACUGCCCAAAGUACCAAAACCUGGUUCAGUGCCCAUGGGAUUACUGUGCUUGAUUGGCCAGCAAACCCGCCUGACCUGAACCCCAUAGAGAUUGUAUGGGGCAUUGCCAAGAGAAAGAUGAGAGACAUGAGACCAAGCAAUGCAGAAGAGCUGAAGGCUGCUAUUGAAGCUUCCUGGUCUUCCAUAACACCUCAGCAGUGCCACAGGCUGAUAGCAUCCGUGCCACACCGCAUUGAGGCAGUAAUUGAUGCAAAAGGGGCCCAAACCAACUACUGAGUACAUGUGCAUUCUUCUACUUCUCAGAGGUCCAAUAUUGCUCUAUUUGCAGUCCUCGUUUUGCUGAUUUCAUUUAAUAUUCUAAUUUUCUGAGAUUGUUAAUUUGGGGUUUUCAUCAGCUGGAUGCCAUAAACAUCACAAUUAUAACAAAUAAAGGCUUGACAUAUCUCGCUUUGCAUGUCAUGAGUCUAUCUCAUAUAUUAGUUUUACCUUUUAAGUUGAAUUACUGAAAUAAAUGAACUUUUCCACAAUAUUCUAAUUUUUUGAGUUUCACCUGUAUGUAUCGAUCAUUUAUCCUAAUCUGUUUGCAGAAUGUUAGGGAGCUGAGAUGAUACGAGCUUUUAAAGCAUUUAUUUUGACAAGCAAGCAUCACCCCACUCUCCCCAGUGCCUUUCCUUAUCACUUUCCUUAUCACAGAAAGUCAGAUUUGGGUUUGGGGGCGGUUGUUGCCCAAGAGCACCAAGUCAACUUUAGUUGUGCAACGUGAGUCUAGAAGCACCCAAUGCUGGCAUUCUACAGACAAUCGUCUGGUAAGCUACAUUAAAGUAAAUGGGACUUGCUUGUGAGUCAGUAAGCAUGUAUAUGCUUGCAAGGGAAAAAAAGAAAAGCUCCUAUUAUCAAUGCAUAAAGGAGAUGGAUGCUUUAUGAAACGCUUAUUGAUUGCCAAGCAUCUGAUGUUUUCAAUGUUUUCAGAGCCUGCUGUGGCCUUCAAACUUUGUGGAGAAAUAAUGACUUCUACAUAGGCUUGUGUGAUUGCAAGUAACCUUGUAGACGAAAUCAUUGUGAGGCACAGGUUUUAUAACACUGAUGAAAUGUGGCUUCAUCUGAAUGGUUUGAGAUGGAUAAACAGAACAAUUUGUAUACGUGAUGGUAGAAGCUUUUCUGCAAUUAUAUGGAUCUGCACUAAAUUUUCGGUGCUUAUUUUCUUCAAAAGGCUUCAAAAGUUGAAUUUCUGAGUUUAUUUUAACUCUUUGUUGCAUGUUAAAAUGUUGUUGCAUAGCGUUUGCUUCUGGUUUUUCAUGACCAAUAGGGUUUGCAGUGUUGGAUGUAGCAAAUUCUUAGAAUUCCAAAGCACUAACCAGUCCUUUGCAGACAUUCCCCAGAUCAAAUGUAGACCAGACAAGUCUACUCACGCUCCCUUCCAGAUUAGUGUUUUAUUGUACGUGUAUUCUGCAACAUGUUUAGGGUUGCCAUACGUCCGGAAUUUCCCGGACAUAGCCAGGAUUCGGCUGUCGGAAACAGUGUCCGGGCAGAAAUCACUGGAAUGUCCAUGAAAAUCCAGACGUAUGGCAACCCAUGUCGGAAGUGUAGAUUUUGGUGAAUUUCCUUUAAAAUAGCUCCGAAACUUAAUGUGUUGUUGUUUUUUCAGAUUUUGCAAAAAUAGCUAAACAGCUUGGCCAAAAAAAAAAAGCUGAACAACUUUUGUGUCCAGAUUUUCACUUUUUGAAAUACAGUGGUACCUCGGGUAACAUAUGCUUCAGGUUACAUACGCUUCAGGUUACAGACUCCGCUAACCCAGAAAUAGUACCUCAGGUUAAGAACUUUGCUUCAGGAUGAGAACAGAAAUCGUGCACUGGUGGUGCGGCAGCAGCAGGAGGCCCCAUUAGCUAAAGUGGUACCUCAGGUUAAGAACAGUUUCAGGUUAAGAACGGACCUCGGAAUGAAUUAAGUACUUAACCCGAGGUACCACUUGUUAUGUACUGAAGUUCUCACAGCAGGGGGAUACUGUAGAUAGUUUUCACUCAGGUCCACAUAUGCAAAUAAGGGAUUGAAAGUGACAUUCAGUGAUGGGAUAGUUACAGAAAAUGGUUACUGUUGCGUUCUAGUGGAGCUCUAUAUAAGCAAGCUGGCUGAACCCUUCAGUUCUGUUCUGUUCUGGCCUGUGAAUAAACAAGAGCUGUUUGAAGAAUCGCUGUGUCGUCUGAUAUGUUCACCCACAACUUAACACCACUGUAUGGCUACCCUAAUUGUUGGCACAAUGACAGUGUAUUACAGGUGGGGUGGGUGGGUUCUGCUUUAUUAGCUGUUGUGUGACGCUUCCCCUUAUGCUACAACAUAAUUGCUGUCCAGAGGGCAAUUUGCAGAAUGAAAAGUUACAAGAUUACAGCAGGAAGUUAAAGGAAAUGAAGCAGUAUGGCUGCCCCAAAACCUUUUCAGGCACAGUGUUGAAAGUAGGAUUGUGUCUUGGCAGAAUCCAGAGCACAAAUCAUUGUGAAUGUGCAAUAAAAAGGACGUACUGUAUUGAGGGGCCCUUAAUUAAGCAAGCUAAGCUACUGAAGUCAAAAUUCCCAGCAAAGUCGCCUCUGCAAUUGAAUUGUGAACUAAUUCAUAAUGGCCUCUUUUUCUACUCCAUUAGCCAGUGUUUGUUCCCUACACCCUAUGUAUGGUUACAGCCCUGUAGGGCCGGGAGUUGCAAAAGAAAUGUAUGUGCCAUGCAAAGGGCAAGGUACAUAUUGACGCUUGCCAGGUGUGUGGGGGCUGACAAGACAAACAAGAGAUGGCUGCUGCUUCACAAGAUCUAGUUUACAUUAUGGGACAAUGAAAGAAAAGUCAUCACGAAAUGGGGAAAACGGCUCCAAAUAUUCACUCUCAAGACCUAACUCAAUGUUGCCAGCAUUUCACAUAUUUUCUCUGUGCUGCUUAUUAAUGUUUAGUUGAAGCAGGUGUGUAAAAUGGUACAGUGGUACCUCGGGUUACAUACGAUUCAGGUUACAUACACUUCAGGUUACAGACUCCGCUAACCCAGAAAUAGUGCUUCAGGUUAAGAACUUUGCUUCAGGAUGAGAACAGAAAUCGUGCUCCGGCGGCACGGCAGCAGCAGGAGGCCCCAUUAGCUAAAGUGGUGCUUCAGGUUAAGAACAGUUUCAGGUUAAGUAUGCACCUCCGGAACGAAACAAGUACUUAACCCGAGGUAAAGGUAAAGGGACCCCUGACUAUUAGGUCCAGUCAUGGCCGACUCUGGAGUUGUGGCGCUCAUCUCGUUUUGUUGGCCGAGGGAGCCGGCGUAAAGGUUCCGGGUCAUGUGGCCAGCAUGACUAAGCCGCUUCUGGCGAACCAGAGCAGCGCACAGAAAAGCCAUUUACCUUCCCGCUGGAGCGGUACCUAUUUACCUACUUGUACUUUGAGGUGCUUUCGAACUGCUAGGUUGGCAGGAGCAGGGACCGAGCAACGGGAGCUCACCCUGUUGCAGGGAUUCGAACCGCCAACCUUCUGAUUGGCAAGUCCUAGGCUCUGUAGUUUAACCCACAGCGCCACCCGCGUCCCUUAACUCGAGGUACCACUGUAUUAUUAUUAUUAUUCCAGUGGUACCUCUGGUUGCAAACGGGAUCUGUUCCGGAGGCCUGUUCGCAACAUGAAAAGAACGCAACCCACAGCGGCGCGUCUGCACACUCGCGAGUUGUGAUUUGCCACUUCUGCGCAUGCGCGUGACGUCAUUUUGCGUGUCUGCACAUGCACGAGCAGCAACACCUGGAAGUAACCCUUUCCAGUACUUCCGGAUCACCGCAGGACGUAACCUGAAAGAAUGUAACAUGAAGCAGACGUAACAUGAGGUAUGACUGUAUUAUUAUUAGUGAAAUGGUAUCAUGAUGUCAGGAGCUGGGCAGAGGAGGAAUGGUGGAGACCGCCUCCCCAGCUUGACCCUUCCAGGGAGGAGGAAGAUAAAGACAGUUUAGAUUUACAACAGGGAGGUCACAGCUCAGAGGGAGAUGAAGGGGAAAGUUGGGAAAUAAUGGGAGAGGAGGAGGAAGCACCGGGGGGGCAACAGCUGACGGACACAGUGUCUUUAGAAAGCAUUCCAGACAAACACCCCUCUCCCAAAACCAGGUGAGCCUUGAAAGUAGGAGAGCAAAGAGCUCAAAGGCAGAGGGCACAUAGCGGCAUCCAUAGGAGAGACAAUGAGGUUGACGAAUGAGGAAGUGGGAGAGACGAGGGGUGGAGAUUCAUUUGGGACAACACCAUUACCCAAGAGGCUGGGUUCUAUAGCCUCUCUCUGUAAAUACUGAAUAAAAAGCAGACAGUAAGAAACAUUCCCUUGUCUUUGUACAGUCGUACCUUGGGUUGAAGAAGCUUCGGGAUGAAUAUUUUCGUAUUGCGCUCCGCGGUGACCUGGAAGUAACAGAGCGCGUUACUUCUGGGUUUCGCCACUCGUACAUGCACAGACACUCAAAAUAACGUCACGUGCAUGUGCAGAAGCGGCGAAUCGCGACCCACGCAGACGCACAGACGUGGGUUGCGUUCACUUCAGGAUGUGAACGGGGCUCUGGAACAGAUCCUGUUCGCAUCCAGAGGUACCACUGUAUGUUCCUGGGCAACCAGCCUGACACAUGAUGACAUUCAGUGUUUAUCUGUCCCCUACAUAAGUUGAUUGGUUCCCACACAUGGAGUGCUUGUGUUGGUAUUUCAAAUCUCAUCGUCCUCAUCUGUUCCAUAUGAUUCAUGGAUUGAAAAUUAACUUAAACUCACCCCUGCCUUUUCUACUGCAGAGAAGCAAUUGUCUAUGUGAGAAGAGGCCCCAACAGGAUAGGUCGGGUUUACAAGAAAGCAAUUUUCAAACAAUUCACAGACGACACGUACUCCCAGGAGAUCCCCAAACCAUCUUGGCUGGGUUUUCUAGGUCCAGUUCUGAGAGCCGAAGAAAGAGAUACUUUUAUUAUUCAUUUGAAGAACUUUGCUUCCCGGCCUUAUUCUGUACAUCCCCACGGAGUCUUCUACGAGAAAGAUUCUGAAGGUAAAACAAAGAUUUGCUUUUCCUCUUCUGCUGUUUCAGAAUCUAUCUCUUUCCUCUAUUACUCCUGGGAGCCAGUAUAGUGGUUCAGGUAGCAUGUUGGAAACUUGACAGAGGAGACCUCGGUUCAGAUCUGGGCUCACAUCAAUUUGUCUGCAGAGGAAUGUAAUAGAGGCCUGCUGGGUCAGAGCAAGAGUUCAUUUACUCCAGCAGUGUGGAAACUUCAUUAGCCUGAGGACCACGUCCCCUCACAGGGAAUCUUCGAGGGGGUGGGGUGUCACAUGUCAGUGGUGGGCAGGGCCAGAAGUAAAAGUGGGUGGAGUAAUAAAUGUGACUCUUGCCUUCGUACAGUAGGCUGUGCAAAAGCCAAAUAUUUAUAUACCAGUAUCAGGUGGUGGGGCAGGGCAAUGGUGCCUAACCUCACAUCACAGCCACGUUCAUUAAUUUCUUUUCUUUUUUUAAGAAUAUUUUUUUAUUAACCGACCAAUCACAUCAAAUCAAACCAAAUUACAUAAAUUCCAAAUUACACAGCCAAAUUUUUCUUGGGGGUACCCAUAUUUCAAGUUCCGAAGGGAUCCAAUCAACUUCUUGCUUCUUACUGCUGUUUUAAUGUCCACAAAUCUAACCUUAUGAUGUUCACAGUACUAUCCAGUCCUUUCUUAUUAUUUUUCCACAUCUCUUGUUGUUAUUUUCAUAUAUUUUUCCUUUCUCUUUGUGACCUCUGAUAGUCUCCGCAAGCUGGUUAGAACAGUUUGUAAUCCUGCGUGGAUAUUAUUUUUUUAUCCAGUAGCCAUAUCCAGACGUUUUCCAUAUAACAUCACUUCCAUACAUCAAAACAGUCUUAACGUCAUUAAUCUUCAUUGCCUCCUUUCUCAAAACCUCUGAGGAGAUUCACUAGGAAUGCAGUCUGAAACCAAGUCCGUUCUUCCUCCCGGCUAUAAAUCCUUUGGCAAGAUGGCGACUCCGAAUUAAUUGCUGCGCCAUUCCCAAAAGCUCUUAUUGCUUCUCGGUCUCCAUAAAGCAUACUUUGGUUAAAGUGGAGACACAGACCUUAAUCAUCCUGCUUGGGUCAGUUCAACCGACGGUUCUAAUGAGGAGGGGUUCUUGUAAAUCACAUAGAAGGAAAGUAAAAAAGGUCCCCCCCCCCGUCAGCCCCGUUGUCAACAUACUCUGCCUUUGGUGUAUCUUCAUCGUAAAAUAUUCCUGUUUCUCCAGCCCGUCGUCUUCUUUCGCAGAGGUCCCUUAUAUUAGCAGACUUCACUCCCUUCUUCACUUGAAAUAUGUGCAUUUGCUUCUUUUGUAAUUAAUUAUUCCAAAUUGCUGCAACUAGUGCGCGAUCAGAGACAGCGUCCAGGAGAGCCAAUGACCCCACCGGGCAGUCUGCCUAGGGCCCCCACCCCAUUCUUUCAAAUUAGGGGUGAUUUAUGGGCACAGCAGGCAAGGGCAGUGUUCCCCAUUUCCUUGGGGCAACAAGGGAGGCUGCCUACUCCCAUAACAGCCUCUUAAUUACCCCGUGUGGGUCGGAGAGAUGGUAUUGUUGGCCAUCUUCCAAUGCGCCCCCUAGUGGCCCCCGCCACGUUCAUUAAUUUCAGUGGGUUUAUUCUGAAUAAAACCUACUUGAGUGCUGCCCUAUAUUUACUUAGCCGCUUUCCCACCUUUUCUCUUUUUGCAAAAGUGAUCAAAGCAACUUUAAGAGAGAGAGAGAGAGAGAGCAAACUAAAAUGCUCAUGUGUAAGAUGUCUAAAAGGGCACACAAAGAACUUCAAUCUUUUUUUUUUUUACGUUCCUCUUCAGGAGCCCUCUACCGAGAUGGAACAGGUGGCAAAAGCAAGGCUGAUGAUUUUGUUCUCCCUGGUUCCAAUUAUACAUAUACAUGGCUGGUUACAGAUGAGUUUUCACCUACACCGGCAGAUCCACGGUGCCUGACUUGGAUUUACCAUUCGCAUAUCGACACGCCAAAAGAUAUCAGCACUGGGUUAAUUGGGCCGCUGGUGGUUUGUCGAAAAGGUACGGAACAUGUCAUGCCAAGUGCCUCUGUGGCAGCAAGAUUUGGUUAAAAAAUUCAGGUCUGCAUCCACAAAUUCUGAUACGUUCAGCAGUUGUACCUUUGCAUGACCUCUGAGUAGCCUAGCCCAUUUCUGGUGUCCAAUUCACACUGCUGGUUAUUAUGUUGAAAGCCCUAAACAAUUUUGGGUCAAGAUACCUAAAAGAACCAUUUCCUCCCAUCAAGUCCCAUUGAUAGCUGGGGAGUGGGGAAAAGGAGAGAGUAUUCUCAGAAAGCCUGAAUCGCAGCCUUACAAAGAGUUUUCUCUUCCAGCAGGUUUUUGACCUGCCAACUUGAAGAUAUUUUUUAACUGACCGCUCAGAAUUCAUAUCUCUUUUACCUGCUGUGCUCCUGUACUUUAACGGCAUUUUUUCAUCUCUGCCAAGCUAAGCAGUUGGCUCCUUACCUCUCUCGCCCUGACCUAGCCACUGUGAUCCAUGCGACAGUCACCUCCAGACUUGAUUAUUGUAACUCACGCUGCGUGGGGCUGCCCUUGAGACUGACCCAGAAACGCCAGCGGGUGCAGAAUGCCGCGGCGAGAUUCCUUACAGGGUCCUCGCCACGGGAUCACAUUCACACAGUGCUAUACCAGCUGCACUGACUCCCGGUGGAGUACAGGAUCAGGUUUAAGUGGACAAACGCUGGCUCCCUCGGCCAAUAAAGUGAGAUGAGCGCUGCAAGCCCAGAGUCGGUCACAACUGGACCUAUUGGUCAGGGGUCCCUUUACCUUUACCUUUAACCUUUAAAGCCCUAUACGGCCUAGGACCCUCGUACCUACGGGACUGCCUCUCCUGGUGUGUCCCAUGGAGGACUUUACAGUCUUCAAACAAAAACAUCUUGGAGGUCCCAGGCCACAGGGAGUUUAGGCUGGCCUCAACCACAGCCAGGGCUUUUUCGGCUGUGGCCCCGAUCUGGUGGAACGCUCUGUCACAAGAGACUAGGGCCCUGCGGGACUUGACAUCUUUCCGCAGGGCCUGCAAGACAGAGCUGUUCCACCAGGCCUUUGGCCAAGGCACAGCCUGACCCCCCUCCUUUGGUAAUCCACACAGAACUCUAGCCCAAUGGUUGCCAUUAAUUUGAUUCUGAAUUGAUUUUAGAAUGCUGUGCUUACUUUUACUGUUGUUAGCCACUCUGAGCCCGGCUUCGGCUGGGGAGGGCGGGAUAUAAAUAAAUUAUUAUUAUUAUUAUUAUUAUUAUUAUUAUUUAUUAAUGUGAUUUUUCAUGGCAACUGCAGCCAGAGCAGGUGAGGUUCCAUUGCCCUCCUGCCUUCCAAAUGCUUCACUGCUGCUUACUGAGAAGAAGAGGAAAGGGGAAAAGCAGUGGGAAGUUAGGCAGUGUGGAAGCAGCAGCAGGACCAACAUAUUGACUCUGCCACCGCACCCACACCAUGCCAAGCUCCCCACUGCCUUGUCCCUCUUGGGAAGCUGCAAUGAAGUCUGGUGCUAGGAAGGCAGGAGAGCAAUGCAUUCCCAUCCAUCCCAUUAGUUGGUUCUAUCUAUAGCAGAUACACACAAGUGCAAUUAUUGCAAAUGAUGUUGAUAGGAGUUGGGUAUGUUCAGCCUGGGGAAGAGAAGACUGAGAGGUGAUAGGGUAGACAUCUUCAAAUAUCUGAAGGGCUGUUUUCUGCUGCUCCAGAAAGUAGAAUGGAUUCAAACUACAAGAAAAGGAGAUUCUGACUAAACAUCAGGGAGAACUUUCUGGCAGUAAGAGCUGUUCGACAGGGGAAUGGACUGCUUCGGAAGGUGGUGGACUCUUCUAAACAGAGGUUGGAUGACCACCUGUCAGGGAUUCUAUAAUAGUGACAACAACAACAACUUUAUUAUUUAUACCCCCCCCCCAUCUUGCCAGGUUUCCCCAGCCACUCUGGGCGGCUUACAUAUAAAAUGGCAAAACAUUAGACAUUUAAAAAAUUCCCGAUACAGGGCUGCCUUCAGAUGUCUUCUAAAAGUCAGAAAGUUGUUUAUUUCCUUGACAUCUUAUGGGAGGGCAUUCCACAGGGUGGGUGCCAUUACCAAGAAGGCCCUCUGCCUGAUUCCCUGUAACCUCACUUCUCGCAGGGAGGGAACCACCAGAAGGCCCUCGGUGCUGGACCUCAGUGUCUGGGCUGAACGAUGGGGGUGGAGAUGCUCCUUCAGGUAUACUGGGCCGAGGCCUUAAAAGGCUUUAAAGGUCAGCACCAACACUUUGAAUUGUGUUUGGAAAUGUACUGGGAGCCAAUGUAGGUCUUUCAAGACCGGUGUUAUGUGGUCUCGGCAGCCACUCACAGUCACCAGUCUAGCUGCCACAUUCUGGAUUAGUUGUAGUUCUUUAGCUGUGAUGCCAGCACUGCAGGAUGACUGGAUGACCUUUGUGGGAUCCCUUCCAACUGUACAUUUCUAUGAAUCUGUAAAUGCUGAAAGCAGCAUAGAGCUUUUCCAAAAAGAAAUCUGGAGUAUAAAUACAGCAGCAGGUGAUGCAUUCCUUGGAGGUGGGUUUGCUGCCCCUGUAGAUUCUGCUACCCGAGGCAGGUACCUCACCUUACUUCAUGGAUGGGCCGGCCCUGGCCCUUCCCCAUGUACUGUUGUGCUGCUCACAAGUAAGGCCUAUCCCAUGUUCUUGGUCUGUAAUUUUAAAGAAUCCCCCUGUGCAAUUGCUAACAACAUCAUUCACGUACAUAAUAUGUACCUAGGCCUUGAGUCUGCACACUGAUUUCCUACUGGGGAUUGAUUUCAAGGCAAGAAUUUUUAGAACAUGUGCAGUGGCUCCAAAUAAAUUAACUUAAAGGGUUUACAAAAAAACAAACUUUUACGUGUUUGCUUUCUUAGGAACAUUAGAUGAUGCUUCAGCGCCAGCGGCCAAUGCUGCAAAGAGCUUCGCUCUGAUGUUCAGCGUCGUAGAUGAAAAUCUCAGCUGGUACCUGGAUGAAAAUAUAAAUACCUUCUGCUUGGAACCCAGCACUGUGGAUAAAGAGGACGAAGAUUUCCAACUGAGCAAUAAGAUGCACGGUGAGCUGUGCUGCAGGACAAGAAGAACAACACUUGUUUUGCAAUUGCUGCCAGAUUUGGUUGCAACUUCUAAUUGCUGCUGCUCCUCUUCCUUUCCUUGUGAGAGGAAAUAGUCUGGGGUUGUGUCAGGAUAUUAAUGCCGCCUCUUUCGUCUACUACCCGCAGCUUGAAACACAGGCCAAGCCGGAUUAGGUGCCUUCAGUUCGACCCUGAGGCAGGUUCCCCAGCUUUGAGUCACCUCAGCAGCUCCUACAGGAAAAAGCAGAGGUUAGGCAAGCAACCCAUUGUGAAAUGCCUUUCAUCAUGGGUAGGCAAAGUAAGGGCCGGAUCCGGCCCAAUCGCCUUCUAAAUCUGGCCCAUGGACGGUCUGGGAAUUAGUGUGUUUUUACAUGAGUAGAACGUGUGCUUUUAUUUAAAAUGCAUCUCUGGGUUAUUUGUGGGGCAGAGGAAUUUGUUCAUUUUUUUCCCUUCCAAAAUAUAGUCCGGCCCCCCCACAAGGUCUGAGGGACAGUGGACCGGCCCCCUGCUGGAAAAGUUUGCUGACCCCUUCCUUUCGCCAUGAGUCCCUAGGACUUGAAUGGAGGGCCUCUGGGUUUGUGUGUAGCUUCUCCUUGUGGUGAAACCCUGAACUGCAAGUUGCAGCAUCAUUCUAAGCACUUUAGCAUCCUCAGCCCCUGGACUGACCCCAUCAGGCAGGCUGUCCAUAGGAUCCCCCUGGGCAGGAAAGAGUUUGAAGGUCUUCCUGUUCCAGUUGUCCCUGAGCUCUGGUGUCUUCCUGUAUUCUUGGGUUCUGACAGCUGGCUUGUUCCUAAAUGCUGCCUCCUGCCUUUCACCAUGUCCUGUCUUUAGAAUCGUAGGUCAAGAUGCAAAUAAGUUGUUGAAUGCAUGGUGUCAGGUGGUCCACAAGAAAAGGUGCAGCAGAGGGAGAAAAGCUGGGAAAGUCUUGUUGCAUGAGCAGAUCUCCUUCUCCACCUGGACGCCCCGCUUAGUGCAAUGUUGAAUUCCAUUCAUAGAAUUGGAAGGGACCUCAAAGAUCAUCUAGUACAACCCCCUGUGAAUGCAGGAAACACACUACUACAGCAGCCCCACAAGAGUGGCCAUUCAGCUUCUGCUUUUAAAACCUUUUUAAUGAUAGAGAGUCCACUACUUCUGAGGCAAUCUUGCUCUUUGGUGCUGACUUCUGGACUCAUAACUGUGCUCACCUCAGACAUCUACUCCUGGCCCACAGCUGUCAGUGUCUAGACCCCAGAAUCCAUCUCUAACCCCAUCUUGAAGCAUGGGGACCUCUUCCAACUCCCCAACAUUCCCCUUCUCUGUUUUUCUUCCUUUUAUCUCACGUCCCCUUGGUUUUCUUUUUUUCUUUUUCUUAUUCUCUUCUUCUUUUCACCUUUAAAUUUCAUAUCUUUCUUGUUAUAAUAAUAAUAAUAAUAAUAAUAAUUUUUUAUUUAUACCCCGUCCUUCUGGCUGGGUUUCCCCAGCCACUCUUUAUCUUUAAACAAAGGAGAAAAGGGUGAUGAUGACUUCGUUUGAAGCCAUUUUGCUUCCAUUACGUUAGUGAAAUAGAGAACAAGAAGGAAAAUCUUAAAUGUGGCACACAUUAGCUAUUUUAAAAUGAAUGUCCCUGUCAUUCAUAUCCCUGUAACUCAUGGAUUAUCUUUUCUUAUAUUGUGUUAUAUGUUUCCAGCAAUUAACGGUUAUGUUUUUGGAAACCUCCCUGGCCUGGAGAUGUGCACUGGUGAAUUGGUGUCCUGGCAUUUGUUUGGGAUGGGGACCGAGAUCGACGUUCACUCUGCACAGUUCUUCGGCCAUACUUUGCUUAACAGAGGCCACAGGAUGGAUGUCAUCAGCCUCUUUCCGGCCACUUUUGUGACAGCAGAAAUGAUGGCAGAGAAUGCUGGGAAGUGGCUUUUGACCUGUCAAGUCGAUCAUCACAUACAAGGUAUCUAUGCACCAUUCGAGAAAGGUCAAUAGACGUUGCAGUUGGGCCAGAACAACUACUAUUGCUAGUAAUAUUUUAUAUAUCAGCAUUGGCAUGGAUAGUGCUGUACAGAGCAGAGCACAGGUCUCUGCCCCAAGGAUCUUACAGAUUCAACACCAAGGAAACACACAAAAAAGAAGGGGAAUGAAUAAACAUGGAACUGAUAUGCAUUUGUUUCAGUUGUAUUGUGUGCAUAGGCUGAGGGUACAGGAUGAGUGACAGUAGGACAUGGGAACAAAACGAAAUAAAUGCACAAAAGGUGACAUAUCAGCAAAGGUUUCUAAUAUAAGAAGUUGAUACAGUGGUACCUCGGGUUAAGUACUUAAUUUGUUCCGGAGGUCCGUUCUUAACCUGAAACUUUUCUUAACCUGAAGCACCACUUUAGCUUAUGGGGCCACCUGCUGCCGCCGCACCACCGGAGCACAAUUUCUGUUCUCAUCCUGAAGCAAAGUUCUUAACCUGAAGCACUAUUUCUGGGUUAGCAGAGUCUGUAACCUGAAGCAUAUGUAACCUGAAUCAUAUGUAACCUGAGCUACCACUGUUUUCUACACAGUGCAUCAAGCUUGAAAUGAUUCCAGAAAUGUAUUGUGUAAGCUUUUUUUAAAAAAGCCACAUAGCAAUAACAGGCUCUGUUCCACUGAUAAUAAUUGCUGCUUCUGGCGGCUGUAUAGGCUGCAUCUAAAUUUAAAAGUGCUCAAAAUGCCAAGCAAUAAUAAUCAGGCAGCCACAGCAGGUCCUUCAAACAGCACAUUUUUAAAAAAGUAUUAUGAACAGCCAUAAAUCCCCAUAUGAACAAACCCAGAGCCUGCAAUCAUCAGUCUGAGGCCUUUUGUGUUCCCAUCCUUCACAAGACCUCCAGAGGGUGGCAAUAUGAGAAUGGACCUUUUCUGCAGUGGCUCCCCGUUUGCGGAAUGUUCUCCCCAGGGAGGCUUGCCUGGUGCCUUUGUUACAUAUCUUAAGGCACCAAGCAAAAACAUUCCUGUUCUCCCAGGCCUUUGGCUAAUUAAAUGAUCCAUGGCUUUUUAAAUUGGGGGGUAUUUGGUUGGUUGGUUUGCUACUAUGUUAUGUAUUAUUAUUAUUUUUGUUUUUAUACAGCAAACUCCACUGUGAGCCUCAGAUGAAGGGCAGUAUAGAAAUUUAAUAAAAUUUAAUGAAAACAAACAAAUAAGUAAAAGGACAAGUUAAACAGUAGAGGGAAACAACCAAUAAAACCAGCAUUUAACCAACCUGACUUGGCACUCAUACCGUGUUCUGGUUCCCAGGAGGAGCCCGUGGAGCAAGGCAUUCCAGACAGCAAGGCAGGUCCAUUGUUUCAGCACCUAGGAGAGCUCCCAGUGGAGCCACUUGUCCAGACAAAAGAUGGCAGUGAACUGAUACUUUCUGCGCCUCUGUCUCCAGCCCAGCUCUCCUAGACUUCACCCCGUUUUAGAUAAUUAGGUCGCAUUCACACCAUUUAAAGCACUCUUGUGCCAUUUUAACAGCCCUGGCUUGCCCCAAAGAUUUACUGAAGCCUGUUAAGGGUGCUGAGAGUUUCUAUACAACCUCUCACAGGGCUACUAUUCCUAGCUCCAGCGUCUUUUAAAGCCAUCCAAGUUGACAGCCAUCAGUAUUUGCUGUGGCAGCAAAUUCCAUAGUUUAACUAUGUGCUUUGUAAAGGACCUUCUUUUCUGGGUCCUGAAUCUUCCAACAUUCAAUUUCAUUGGAUGCCCCCAAGCUCUAACAUUAUGAGAGGAGAAAAACUUUCCCUAUCCACUUUCUUCACACCACACAUCAUUUUAGACUCCAACACGUCCUUCUCUUACUCAUGUUUUCUCUAAACGAAAGGGGCCCCAAUACUUCAACCUUUCAUCAAUAGGGGCGUUGCUCCAUUGCAGCCUUGAUCAUUCUAGCUGACCACUUUCUGAACCUUUUUGAGGUUAGGCCACCAGAGCUGUGCACAGUGUUCCAAAUGCAGUCACACCGCAGAUUUCUAUAACCGUUAUUUACUGAAGUUGUCACCCUGGGCCAGCAGGGGGAUACUGUAGAUAGUUUUCACUCAGGUCCACAUAUGCAAACAAGGAAUUGAAAAUGACGUUCAGUGAUUGGAUAGUUACAGAAAGUUGUUACUGUUGCGUUGUAGUGGAACUCUAUGUAAGCAGGCUGGCUGAACCGUUCAGUUCUGUUCUGGGUCUGUGAAUAAACAAAAGCUUUUUGAAGAAUCUCUGUGUCGUCUGAUAUGUUCAGCCACAACUUAACAAUAACAGCAUUACGAUAUUGGCAGUUUUCAGCUCCUUUCCUAAUAAUCCCUAGCAUGGAAUUUUCCCUUUGCACAGUAUUGUAACCUUUGCUCAUAGGGGAAAUUGUUCCAUCCCCUUGACAAUUUUGGCUCCGUUUGUUUGUUUGCUUUUUUGCUUGUUGUUUUUCUACCUCACCUUUGUCCCAACUUGUGAUUCAUGAUGUUGGUACUCUUUUGGCACACUACUGUGCCCCCUGACAACCCAGUUUGGAAAUUACAGCAUUAGAAUAAUUGAUUGCAUGUUGAGACCAGAUCAAAUUAAAGACUUAUUGUGUGUGCUUUCCUACACUGUAGCUGGUAUGAUGGGAUUCUACAACAUCAAGGCUUGCGGUCAAAACAUUACCGGGCCUUCACAGAGUGGUCAGGAAAGAAGUUACUUCAUUGCCGCUGAAAGAAUUUUGUGGGAUUAUGGACCUGGUGGUUUUAAUAAACUCACAGGCCAGCCUUUAAAUGCUACUGGCAGGUAUGUGUUGUGAUAUUAUUUAUUUCUUCUUUUCCCCUUUUAGCUGAAAGCUGACAUUUUUACUGAUGUUUUAGUUACUGUUAUGUACUGAAGUUCUCACCUUGGGCCAGCAGGGGGAUAAUGUAGAUAGUUUUCACUCAGGUCCACAUAUGCAAAUAAGGGAUUGAAAGUGGCGUUCAGUGAUUGGAUAGUUACAGAAAGUGGUUUCUGUUGUGUUGUAAUGGAGCUCUAUAUAAGCGGGCUGGCUGAACCCUUCAGUUCAGCUCUGUUCUGGCCUGUGAAUAAACAAGAGCUGUUUGAAGAAUCGCUGUGUCAUCUGAUAUGUUCACCCACAACUUAGCAGUUACCUUGUUGUGAUUUUGUAUGCUGUAUGCCAUCUUUUUCUAAAUGAAAUUGCAGUCUAUAAAUAGUUUAAUAAAUAGGUUACUGAGUUAACUUAUGCAGAUAUAUGCACCAGGUUUUUGCUGUUGUUUUUAAAGCCCAUGUAGAAUAGCAGAUUGAGUGUUUGACUUAAAUAUUAGAAACCUAAGUUUGAAAUCAGUGGGGUAGAAUUCGAUAUUAUUAUUAUUAUUAAAAAUUUGUAUACUGCCCUAUAUCUGUAGAUCUCAAGGCGGUUCACAACAUAAUUUAUUACAAUCUGAAAAACACAAAAUACAUAAUAAAAAUAAGAAUGAAAACAAACCAAUAAAUGGGUGCAGUUGAAAAAAGAAGCCUUGAGACUCCUCCUUGUCUCUUCCCUGAUAACUUGUAGAGAAAUAAAAUGAUGUUGUUAUAUUCUGAACUGGAACUCGGCAUUGUCACGUGGUGCAAUUAAUUUCUCUGCACGUUACCUUAGGAGAGAAAAGAAAGUGAUGCAGGACUUCUGCUUUAGGCAGGAAUCCCAUGUCUCUCAUAUCAUCUUUAUCUUUAUCUCCCCCUUCGGCUAAUUAGCCUUGGGAUAAUGGCUACCUAUCAGUCUAACGUUCCUCACAGGGUUGCUGUGAGACUAAAACGGCAGCUGUGAGCUCCCAGGAAGAAAGGUGGUUCUCCAAAAAAACAAAUUAAUAAAUCUAUUUUGUGCAUAAUCUUACCUGUUUGCUUUAAACUGAGCAUUUCAAAUCUGUGGUCAGCUGUACAACCGGUAUCAAUACUUUGUUCUCUCACAGCGACUCAGCACCUUUCUUCAUACAAGGGGAUGACCGAAUCGGAGGGCAGUAUUGGAAAGUUCAUUAUGUGUCCUACACCGAUGAAAAAUUUACUCGCAAAAAGAAGCAAACAGAAGGCGCCACUCACCUUGGCAUACUUGGUACGCCUUGUGGUUUUGAGUCUUCUUUUUUUUUGGCACUGGUUUCAGUCCCGCUACAGUCUCUCACAUUGGAAGUUGCAGCCAGGCACCCUGAGAACAUUUCUCCCAUCUGAGCAAUGCCCCUAACCAAGGGUAUGGGGGCAAGCAGGGAGAGGUUUUAAAGCUCAGCGUCCCCUUCCCCAAACCAGCUCAUUUCUCUUCCCUGCUCUCCCCCAGGCCCAGUUAUCAAAGCUGAAGUUGGAGACACAAUUUUGGUUACUUUUGCCAAUAAAGCUGACAAAAACUACAGCAUGAUGCCUCAUGGCGUAGCUUUCAGCAAAUCAUCAGAAGGAGCCCCUUAUGAAGAUGGUAACUUUAUUUAUUUAUUUAUAUUGUUAUGAUUUGGGGGGGGUCAUUCUGGAUGAUGACCCGAGUUCCUUCCAUUUCUUGGGAUCCUGUAUCUGUAAGGGGUAGAAUGUAUAAGAGCAAGCUUGCCCAACCUGUCCCUUUGCCUAGGUAAUGGCUUGGGGCUGACUAGUUGCUCUGUGCUAUAGAACAAAUGGGGGAGCCUUCCCCAGCCCUCAGCUAGCUGCUAGGUCAGAGAACAAUCACCAGAGUGGUGUGUGACAGCUGAGCAGAAAAGGACUGGAGGCUGAAAGCUGCAGAGAGGAAGGUGUAUUGCUCUGUGCUGGGUCCAAAUCCGUGACGAAUGGAGGAGCAAGAUCUUUUGGGGGUGUCCAUGCUGUGAGCCUCCCCCAUCCUUUGCUCAGGCUGUGCAUAUCUUAACAUAAAAUAUUAUAUCCCAAAGACACCGCAGUCUCCAUCCACUUUCGUUCCAAGGAAACCAGAUGAGAGCAGGAAGCCCUAGAGUCCCUCAUGGCUUGGAGAUUAGAGUGGCAUGAAACAAUACAGUGGUACCUCGGGUUAAGUACUUAAUUCAUUCCGGAAGUCCGUUCUUAACCUGAAGCACCACUUUAGCUAAUGGGGCCUCCUGCUGCCGCCGUGCCGCCGGAGCCCGAUUUCUGUUCUUAUCCUGAAGCAAAGUUCUUAACCUGAAUCACUAUUUCUGGGUUAGCAGAGCGUGUAACCUGAAGCGUAUGUAACCCGAGAUACCACUGUAAUUAUUUAUACAUUUUUACACUGCUUUUUCAUGGAAAAAAAGCAUGCCUAAAGCAGUGUACAAAUUUCUUAGGUAACACAGCUGCGUGAAGAACAGCCUAAACAAUCUAACAGUCAAAAUAGAGGAAGAGAAAGAUACUGGCUUGUCAUCCAAAAAGGGGGAGGGGAGUCACAUGGAAAAAUUAGUCUGACCCAACUACAGUUACUCAGUUAAAUCCCAUUUCUUUCUAUGAAGAUAUUUACUUGAAUGAUCUUCUUUUAUUAUUCUGUGUGUGUUACCACGAGUUUCUUCUGGGAGGGUGCUUUUUCACCUCCUUUUAUUUUUAGGGCACCAGAAGCCGGGGGCUUAUGUUAAACCCGGCGAGACCUUUAAAUACAAAUGGAGAGUUCCUGAAAGUGUCGGCCCAACGGGCGAUGAUCCACCGUGUCUCACCUACCUGUAUUAUUCAGCAAACGAUCCUGUCAUGGACACCCAGUCUGGUCUUGUGGGGCCUCUAAUAAUCUGCAAGAAGAAUGCUUUGGAACCAGACGGAACACAGGUACUAAUUCUGAUUGAUCCAUGCAUUUUGAAUGGUUGAGAGCGUUUGCUGAGCCCAAAGGGUAGCAUGUUAAGCAAAUCCAGAUCUGAACUGAAUUAUAUUGAUUAGGUCUACUUACAACAUAAGAACGUAUGAUCAGAAAAAUCAUUUUCUAGUUCCGCUUUGGGCCUCCAAGGGUCGCUAAUCAAAUGCCCCUUGGAAGCUCACAACAAGAAAAUGAGAUAACAAGGGAUUCUGCUGCCCCUAUGGAUCCUUCCACCUGAGGCAGUCGCCUCGCCUUGUCUCAUGCAUGGGUUGGCCCUGGGUUUAGACAAAAUUCAUGGAGGAUGCUGAAGAUUCUGUUUAUACACUGAAUGCUGCAGAAAUGGUUUGAUAUUGCAGUGGAGUCUUUAUUUCUCACUUGUUGAUGUGAACCUGACUAGGUUGCAUCUCAGGCAUAGAAACACAAAUAGAAAGUUGCAAGGAUCAACCACUGCCUUGCAAGGAUUAAGUUCCUAUGUAAAAUGCUUGUCGAACAUAAAAUAAAACUACUCUUGAACAUGGUGCCUGGAAAGCAAUGCUUUGGAGUAUAUAGAUUUCUCCCAUUCUUUUUUAUCCUUGGAGGUGCUAUAGAAUGGUUUGUGAUCAGAGUCCAAAUUGGGAAAGAGACUUUUUGUGACGUUUACCGUAGAAAAAGGUCUGAGAGACGUCAUGAGCCAAAUUUGGAAGGAAGAUGACUUUGACGCUGAAUAAUUUAGAUGAAGUGAAAUCUGAACCUUUCACAUCUAAAUUAAGAAAAUUACAAGUGUUCAGACUGAACGAUGACUGUUUCGAGUCCCAUGAAGUUUUUGCUACCCAGGUUGCCGGAAGAAGAUGCUGUAGUUGUCUUAUUGUAGUCACAGCUACCCAGGAACUGAACAAUUAAGACCGGUUACAAUACUUAUAUUUAUUUCAGAAGCUGUAAUUAAUUGUACAUCUGAAACAUUUCAUCAUUGGUUUAUUGAUUAAUCAUCUGUUUUUAUAAACCCUUCCACAAAUGAUCUCUUUGUAGGGGUGGGGAACUGUGCUCCUCCAGAUGUUGUUGACUCACAUCCUCCCUGAGCAUUGGCCCUGUAGACUGGGGCUGGAAGAAGGUUGAGUCCAGCAACACCUGGGAGGGGGUCACAGAUAUCCCUACCCUGCAGCAUGGCCAAUGGUCAGAGAUGGUGCAGGUUUUGCCAAUCAACAUCUGGAGGGCUAUGUGUUCCUCACCCGUAACAGGUGCUUUAGGAAGCGGUCUGUAGCCUUGUCUUGUUACCAGUAAAAGGGAAUUGCUUCAACCAUCAUAAACUCAUAGAAUUGUAGAGUUGGAAGGGAUGCUGAGGGUCAUCUGGUCCAACCCCCUGAAAUGCAGGAAUCUCUGCUAAAGCAUCCAAGGCAGAUGACCAUCCAACUCUGCUUGAAAACCCCCAAGGAAAGAGAGUCCAUUACUUUCCAAGGGAGUCCUUUCCACGGUCGAACUUGUCUUACUGUCAGAAACUUCUUCCUGAUGUUUAGUCGGAAUCUCCUUUCUUGUAACCUGAAUCCAUUGGUUGGAGUCCUACUCUCCAGAGCAGGAGAAAGCAAGUUUACUCCAUCUUCCAUGUGGAAGCCCUUUAGAUAUUUGAAGAUGACUAUCAUAUCUCUUCUCAGUCUCCUCUUUUCUAGGCUAAACAUACCCAGCUCCUUCAACCGUUCCUCAUAAGGCUUGGUUUCCAGACCCUCGAUCAUCUUGGUUGCCCUCAUCUGCACACACCUGUUUGGUGGCAGCAAACCUGUAGAAUAGAAUUUUAUUAUUACGGUCACAGACCAGUUCCGGCUCACUUACAAUAUCAGGAAAAUCAUAAAACACAACAGGAAUACAUUGAAUUGCUAUUGGGUAUGACAAAGACAAUUCAGAUAUAGCAGCAGUUAAAAAUAUGUAUUAAAUCUUGAUCACUAAAAUAUAACCUAAAAUUGUCAUUUAAAACCUUAGUCAUUUUGGUAGUGCAGCUUGUUCUCUAGGUUUUAUGGCAGUCACACAGAAUUUGGCCACCCGUAGUGUGAUCUCUACAUCCUUGUCCUCUACCAGGAGUUUUAGACAUUGAAGUUCGAACCCAUUUGGAGAUUUUUGUAUAACAGGAGUGAUAAAUACCGAGCGUAUACCCCCGUAGAAACGACAGUGUAACAAGACAUGAGAGGCAGUUUCUACCUCCAUCAAGCCGCAGGGGCAGACUCGUUCCAUGUAUGGAACCAAACCUGUGUACACUACCUUGUACAGUACAGAAGGUAAAGGGUAAAGGAACCCCUGACCAUUAGGUCCAGUCGUGGCCGACUCUGGGGUUGCGGCGCUCAUCUCGCUUUAUUGGCUGAGGGAGCCGGCGUACAGCUUCCGGGUCAUAUGGCCAGCAUGACUAAACCACUUCUGGCAAACCAGAGCAGCGCACAGAAACGCCGUUUACCUUCCCGCCGGAGCAGUACCCAUUUAUCUACUUGCACUUUGACGUGCUUUCGAACUGCUAGGUUGGCAGGAGCAGGGACCGAGCAACGGGAGCUCACCCCGUCGCAGGGAUUCGAACCGCCAACCUUCUGAUCGGCAAGCCCUAGGCUCUGUGGUUUAACCCACAGCGCCACCCGCGUCCCUUUCGUUGAAUGUUACGUGUCAAUAAAUGUAUGACUUUGUGUACACAGAUUUCACACUUGUUGAAUGUGAACACCCACAUAUCAGAAAAUCGUUGAGGUGGAAGGGAUUCAAACCAAGUGUGGAAUGGCCACAUAGGUGCAUAAUCAGAUGAGGAAAUACUGCAGCUUAGAGGGAGUGCGCAAAGCUAAAAGCUUCAAUCUCUAGGAUCUUCAGUUAGGCUGGGAAAGACGCCUCCCUGAAACCUUGGAAAAAUGCUACCAAUCAAUGUAGACGCGUUUAUUUCUAACCAAAACCAAAACCUCUUGGACUAGUUUUAUAAUCCUGUCAAAGAGAUUUUUUCUCCUUCAAUUUGGUUAAUCCUUUUAAUUCAGUAUGCACAAUUAGGAGCUGUUUUAAGAACGUCAUUUUCUAGGUGGUUAAACCUGUGAAACAGCAGUUAGUCCAGGGACAUGUUCUAGUUUUGGUUUUAAAUAGCACAGUACGUUUUCUGUAUAAUAUAUAGCACAGGUUAUCCAUGAUGGGAAAAGCUUGCUCUUUAAGAGCAGAGUGUUGGUGCUGACCUUUAAAAUCCUAAAUGGCCUCGGCCCAGUAUACCUGAAGAAGCAUCUCCACCCCCCAUUGUUCAGCCUGGACACUGAGGUCCAGCUCUGAGGGCCUUCAGGCAGUUCCCUCAUUUCGAGAAGUGAGGUUACAGGGAACCAGGCAGAGGGCCUUCUUGGUAGUUGCACCCACCCUGUGGAACACCCACCCACCAAAUGUCAAGGAAAUAAACAACUAUUUGACUUUUAGAAGACAUCUGAAAGGCAGCCCUGUUAAGGGAAGCUUUUAAUAUUUAAUACUGUGUGGGGGAAACUCAGCCAGAUGGGUGGGGUAUAAAUAAUAAAUUAUUAUUAUUAUUAUUAUUAUUAUUAUUAUUAUUAUUAUUAACUUUUAAAACAGUUAGUCACCAAAGAAAGCAGCAAAACUCGCCGCAGAAAUUCCCGGAUGUUUUCUGCCUUCAGACGCCCCCAUGUAUAAGACAUCCCCUAUUUUGGGGGACUCCAAUUUAAGAAAAUUGGGAGCUAUAUCCAUGUAUAAGAUGCCUCUAAAAUUUUGACAUUAUAUUUUUUGGGGGAAACCUAGUCUUAUAUACGGGAAAAUAUGGUAAAUAUUAAAUUGUUGUAAUUGUUGUUGUUGUUGUUGUUGUUGUUGUUGUUGUAAACCAAAAGAUCCAGAUCUUAGAAUCAUGAGUGCAUUCCAGGCUAAAAGGGCCAUGCAAACUUUCUUUAAUGUUGAGUGGGAGAGAUUCCUGAAGCUAUUGUAGAGUAUUUUAUAGCUCUGUAUUUAAUACUAGAGCAAGUUCAAAAUUUAGCACUGGAAUGUUAUUUCAUUGAUGAAAGAUUCUAGCGUAAUGAUUCUGAUCUCCUGCUUAAAGAAAAAAGUGGAAAUGUUUCCCCCCCCCCCCAAACGCAUAUUUGUUUUUUGACUGCAGAAAGGAAUGGACAAAGAAUUCUACCUACUGUUUACAGUAUUCGAUGAGAACUUGAGUUUCUAUCUUGACAAAAACAUCAAUUCCUUCACUGGUGAUCCAUCCAAAGUUAAUAAGGAAGAUGAGGAUUUCCAGGAAUCCAACAGAAUGCAUGGUAUGGUAAAAAAAAAAAAAAUCACCAUUGGGUAUUGGUUUGUAGCAGAGGUAUCCAUUAUGAAAGAGAAAUGAGGGCAGAAUUAGGUCCUAGGGGAAGAGCAUAGGGCUUCUCCAAACAACCUGUUUAUUGAGCUUCCGUCCUGAUUUGCUUUCACAAAGCUUACACAGUACUUAGACGAUGUCUGGCCUUUAUUGAGCAUUCAUUAUGAUUUUUUUGUGGGAGAUUAAACGACAAUGAGCAUCCAGCCUGAUUUGCUUUUGUUUAUAUGCCUUUUCAUAAGUCAUUUCUUCAUUCCACACUAUUUGUUCAUCCCAACGCACUUCCCCAUGACUUUUCUAAUUGGAGUCAGUUUCUUUUUUAAGUGGAUUUGUUGCAUUAGGGUGACAGAGCACUUUAAUCAAUUUUCCCGGUAUUCACUUGAACCCCUCCCACAAAAUACUGACCAUGGCGGUGCCAUUGAGGUACCAUGUCUGUUGCUGAAAUUUGCAGAAUGAGCUGCAGUGUCUGACUGCCAACUUUCUUCAGUCGUAUUGCAUCUUUAUGAAAUGCAUACAAACUUUGUUGUUGUUGUUGUUGUUUAGUCGUGUCCGACUCUUCGUGACCCCAUGGACCAGAGCACGCCAGUCACUCCUGUCUUCCACUGCCUCCCGCAGUUUGGUCAAACUCAUGCUGGUAGCUUCGAGAACACUGUCCAACCACUCUCAUCCUCUGUCGCCCCCGGCUCCUUGUGCCCUCCAUCUUUCCCAACAUCAGGGUCUUUUCCAGGGAGUCUUCUCUUCUCAUGAGGUGGCCAAAGUAUUGGAGCCUCAGCUUCAGGAUUUGUCCUUCCAGUGAGCACUCAGGGCUGAUUUCCUUCAGAAUGGAUAGGUUUGAUCUUCUUGCACUCCAUGGGAGUCUCAAGAGUCUCCUCCAGCACCAUAAUUCAAAAGCAUCAAUUCUUCAGCGAUCAGCCUUCUUUAUGGUCCAGCUCUCAUUUCCAUACAUCACUACUGGGAAAACCAUAGCUUUAACUAUGUGGACCUUUGUUGGCAAGGUGAUGUCUCUGCUUUUUAAGAUGCUGUCUAGGUUUCUUAUUGCUUUUCUCCCAAGAAGCAGGCGUCUUUUAAUUUCGUGACUGCUGUCACCAUCUGCAGUGAUCAUGGAGGCCAAGAAAGUAAAAUCUCUCACUGCCUCCAUUUCUUCCCCUUCUGUUUGACAGGAGGUGAUGGGACCAGUGGCCAUGAUCUUAGUUUUUUUGAUGUUAAGCUUCAGACCAUAUUUUGCGCUCUCCACUUUUAAGAGGUUCUUUACCAUCAAAGUUGCGUCAUCUGCAUAUCUGUGGUUGUUGAUAUUUCUUCUGGCAAUCUUAAUUCCAGCUUGGGAUUCAUCCAGUCCAGCCUUUUGCAUGAUGAAUUCUGCAUAUAAGUUAAAUAAGCAGGGAGACAAUAUGCAGCCUUGUCGUGGAUCACUGCCUUGUUGUGGAGAAGGGGUUUGAAUAACUCAGAGAAGCUAUGAGCUAUGCCAUGCGGGGCCACCCAAGACGUACAGGUCAUAGUGGAGAGUUUUGACUAAACGUGAUCCACCUGGAGCAGGAAGUGGCAAGCCACUCCAGUAUCCCUGCCAAGAAAACUCCAUGAACAUACAAACUUAGCUUGAAGUCAAAGAAGUGUUAAAUCAAGCUUACUUGCCUAGGACCAGCAAAAGGCACUUCUAGGGAAACUUUGCAAAAGUUUGGUAUUUUUUUCAAGGAGGCCGCAAAGGACUGACCUGCGUGUCAGGACAGCAAGCCAGGAAGAAAUGUAAACCAUUGUCUUCUGCGAACUUAAUUGUAGGGUUGUGUUAAAUGCUACAACGCAGUCUGGAUGAAGACUCAAGCCACUGCUGCCUAUUAGUAUCCUAUCUGCAAGAUCUGAAUUAUUUGGAGGACAAGUUGAGAGAUGACUUGGUCCUGUUAAUAAUAAAGCAGGCAAGCAUUAAUGAAGUUCUCUAGACAGCUUCUUUGCCUCCGGCAGAUAGGUGCCGAGUUCAUAGGACAUGAACUAAACUGAAUGAGUUCAUUAUACAUUGAGUUUGUGAGCAUUCCUGUGAACCGAAAUGGCACAUAAAUGAUUGUGCAUUACCCUAAUGAUGCACCCAGAGUUACUUACACAUGUAAGUGAACUCAUGUUUAUUGUGCCCAGAGGAUGUGGUGUCAUCUUGAAAAUGACAGCUGUAUCUUUGAUGUCAAUCAAAGGUGGAUUGAAUCCACCUAGUAGCCUCACCGAGGCAACCAAAAUCUAGAGCCCAAUCACUGCUCUCCUCACAGAACCUCCCAAGACAUGAUCAGUUCUGGCAGAGGUGAAUGUUCAUCCCUUGUUAGCCGGGUCAACUAUUCCUUAAGGCAGGGGAAGCCUUUCUGGCCACUGGAACAGAUCUUAAUCACCCUUUUCCUUGGUGCGCCCGGGGCACAUUUCAUGCACAUUUGUGUAUAAUGUGUAAGGUAAAGGUAAAGGGACCCCUGACCAUUAGGUCCAGUCGUGGCCGACUCUGGGGUUGCAGCGCUAAUCUCACUUUAUUGGCCGAGGGAGUCAGGGUACAGCUUCCAGGUCAUGUGGCCAGCAAACCAGAGCAGCGCAUGGAAACGCUGUUUACCUUCCCGCCAAAGUGGUACCUAUUUAUCUACUUGCACUUUGACGUGCUUUUGAACUGCUAGGUUGGCAGGAGCAGGGACCGAGCAACGGGAGCUCACCCCGUCGCGGGGAUUCGAACCAGAAAGGCUUAAAAGAACUGGCAGAUGUGAUCUCAGAACCACUGGCAGACAUCUUUGAGAAUUCCUGGAGAACAGGCGAAGUCCCGGCAGACUGGAGGAGGGCAAAUGUUGUCCCUAUUUUCAAAAAGGGGAAAAGAGAGGACCCAAAUAAUUACCGCCCAGUCAGUCUGACAUCAAUACCAGGGAAGAUUCUGGAGCAGAUCAUUAAGCAAACAGUCUGUGAGCACCUAGAAAGGAAUGCUGUGAUCACCAAUAGUCAGCAUGGAUUUCUGAAAAAUAAGUCAGGUCAGACUAACCUGAUCUCGUUUUUUGACAGAAUUACAAGCCUGGUAGAUGAAGGGAACGCAGUGGAUGUAGCCUACCUUGAUUACAGCAAGGCAUUUGACAAGGUGCCUCAUGAUAUUCUUGUAAAGAAGCUGGUAAAAUGUGGUCUUGACUAUGCUACCACUCAGUGGAUUUGUAACUGGCUGACUGACCGAACCCAAAGGGUGCUCAUCAAUGUUUCCUCUUCAUCCUGGAGAAGAGUGACUAGUGGGGUGCCACAGGGUUCUGUCUUGGGCCCGGUCUUAUUCAACAUCUUUAUCAACGACUUGGAUGAUGGACUCAAGGGCAUCCUGAUCAAAUUUGCAGAUGACACCAAAUUGGGAGGGGUGGCUAACACCCUAGAGGACAGGAUCACACUUCAAAACGACCUUGACAGAUUAGAGAACUGGGCCAAAACAAACAAGAUGAAUUUUAACAGGGAGAAAUGUAAAGUAUUGCACUUGGGCAAAAAUGAGAGGCACAAAUACAAGAUGGGGGACACCUGGCUUGAGAGCAGUACAUGUGAAAAGGAUCUAGGAGUCUUGGUUGACCACAAACUUGACAUGAGCCAACAGUGUGACGCGGCAGCUAAAAAAGCCAAUGCAAUUCCGGGCUGCAUCAAUAGGAGUAUAGCAUCUAGAUCAAGGGAAGUAAUAGUGCCACUGUAUUCUGCUCUGGUCAGACCUCACCUGGAGUACUGUGUCCAGUUCUGGGCACCACAGUUCAAGAAGGACAUUGACAAACUGGAACGUGUCCAGAGGAGGGCAACCAAAAUGGUCAAAGGCCUGGAAACGAUGCCUUAUGAGGAACGGCUAAGGGAGCUGGGCAUGUUUAGCCUGGAGAAGAGGAGGUUAAGGGGUGAUAUGAUAGCCAUGUUCAAAUAUAUAAAAGGAUGUCACAUAGAGGAGGGAGAAAGGUUGUUUUCUGCUGCUCCAGAGAAGCGGACACGGAGCAAUGGAUCCAAACUACAAGAAAGAAGAUUCCACCUAAACAUUAGGAAGAACUUCCUGACAGUAAGAGCUGUUUGACAGUGGAAUUUGCUGCCAAGGAGUGUGGUGGAGUCUCCUUCUUUGGAGGUCUUUAAGCAGAGGCUUGACAACCAUAUGUCAGGAGUGCUCUGAUGGUGUUUCCUGCUUGGCAGGGGGUUGGACUCGAUGGCCCUUGUGGUCUCUUCCAACUCUAUGAUUCUAUGAUUCUAUGAUUCUAUGAACCACCAACCUUCUGAUCGGCAAGUCCUAGGCUCUGUGGUUUAACCCACAGCUCCACCCACGUCCCAGUAUAAUGUGUAGUUGAGCCCUAAAAUCUGCCAGUAGGUGAGAACAGACGAGCAGAGAGGCAAGGGUAACAAGCAGGUGAAUAUGAGCAAAUUCAGUUGUGGGUUUGCAAAAGCACAGUAUUCUGAGAUGUCGAGUGUUUUUUCUACUUUCAGCUGUCAACGGCUAUCUGUUUGGGAACCUGCCUGGACUCACCAUGUGCAAGGAUGACAAGGUUUCUUGGCAUAGUAUUGGACUAGGCACGGAAACAGACAUGCAUGGUGUUCAUUUCGAAGGGAACACCAUUCACUUGGGUGGCACAACCAGGGAUACCCUUGCCUUGUUCCCUCACACGUCGGCAACAGCCCUGAUGCAGCCAGACCGAGUAGGUAGGUUUUUGGGAGUGGGACCUGAGCAUCCUUUCUCCAUGCGACUACAAAGCUGUCACCAUGUGCAUUGAUAAAUCAAAUCAUUGUGAUGCUCACUGGAUUAUGAAUGUUUAGAACACUGUAAAUGUUGCUGUAGCAUCCAUACGUUCAUGAGCCUCUACUUUGAAGUAUCAGUGUAUCAACUGAUUUAUAAACUGCUUGAGCCAGAGGACAUAGCAUUGAUGCAAUGCAAGACACUGCUGUGUUAUAAUCAACAUUGCAAUAAUACUAUUGUCAGUGCUAUGUUGUAAGGGAGUGCCUUCCGCAUGUGUGCAUCUCCAUCCAUCAAGUUAUACAAGGGCAAAACACAGCUGAAAGAGGCCGCUGCAGAAUCUGCAGCAAAGUCUUCCUUCUAUAUCCAUAUGUAUAGGGAAAGGUAAAAAGGUAAAGGACCCCUGGACAAUUAAGUCCAGUCAAAGACAACUAUGGGGUUGCGGCGCUCAUCUUGCUUUUCAGGCCGAGGGAGCUGGCAUUUGUCCACAGACAGCUUUCCAGGUCAUGUGGCCAGCAUGACUAAAACCACUACUGGUGCACGGAAGACCGUGAUGAGUGCCAGAGUGCAUGGAAAUGUCGUUUACUGGCGUGCUUUCAAACUGCUAGGUUGGCAGAAGUUGGGACAGAGCAACGGGAGCUCACUACCGUUGAGCAGAUUCGAACCGCUGACCUUCCAAUCCGCAAGCCCAGGAGGUUCAGUGGUUUAGACCACAGCGCCACCUGUGUCCCCAUCCAUAUGUAUAUAUGUGUGUAAAGCAUUUUUAUACCCUCCUUUGAUCACAUUCCGUGGGCAAUUCGCAACGGGAGUAAAACAUUUAAAAUGUAAACGUACCACCACAGUCUGUUAGAGCAUGGUGCUGAUAACGUCAUGGUCACAGGUUUGAUCUGCCUGCAUAUUCCUGCAUUGCGGGGGGGUUGGGAUAGAUGACCCUCGGGUCCCGCCCAGCUUUACAAUUCUGUGAUUCUGUGUGAAAUAAUCCAAUCUUCCGCUACAAACUCCUCCCUGGAUCCUUCACUCUACUGGUUCAAAUCUUCUUGUCAAAUCUUUGCUCGCCUUCUCUAUUCCCCACCUGCACCCUUUUGCUUUUCUAGCUUUCUACAGUCGCAUGCCUCCUGACAGCUUAUGCUCUCUGUUCACCUUGGCUUCACCUCCAGCUGAAGAGCCUUCCCUUUUAUUUCAUUCCCCACAAUAAUAUAUAUUGUCUCUUCACUUUAGAUUGUAGCCAGCAGGCAGAGGGGUGCUGUAUUUCUGCUUUUGGUGCAGUGAUUUGGAGUGCAAUAACACCAACAACCAUCUCCUCGAGCAGCUAGCAUGGUGAUUAAUGUCACAAUUUCCUUUCAGGGACUUUCCAGUUGGUUUGCAGGACGUUCGAUCACUUUACAGGAGGGAUGAAGGAGCUUUAUGAAGUUAAGCCCUGUGGCAAAACACCUCAUGAUGGGAGGCACUAUGGAACCAUGAGAACAUAUUAUAUUGCUGCCGAAGAAAUGGAGUGGGACUAUGCCCCCGAUAAGAACAGAGCAGAGCAGAGGGCGAAGGCAGCGAGCAAAGAGGAAAGGUACAGAUAAGGGACAAAUUUGAUUUUGAUAGGAUAAACUGCCAAAUUCUCACUUCUGGAUCUAAUUUGUGAACCAAAGCCCAGCUGUCCUUUGAGAUUCACAGUCCUCUGAAUUUCAUGAUACAGUUCUUCAACUCAACAAUGUGUUUUAAAAUAUAUAUAUAAAUGCAUUAUGUUAAGGGAAAGCACAGAAAAAUGCAUAUGUUAGUGAAGAUAGCAUGCAGAAAUGUGUUGCACUGGGGUAAAUUGCUUGCAGAAAUGUGCAUAUUGGUCAAAACUGCAUAUUUAUUAAAAUAAACUCACACUAAAAUGCUAACAAGUAUUCAUAAGGAUUUAUUUUUCUAAAAUAAAAAGAAAAUAGCAAACUGAUGUUGAAAGGUGGAGGUGGAUUAAAAUGUGGAAAAAAGACAACCCGAUAGAACCAAAAUUCACAGCAUCAUCCUUUGUUUCCGGGUCACAGGUCAUGGCUUCCUGACAGAUUUGCGCUUCUGUCUUUAGAAAUUAGGCACUUGCAGCCUGAGCUUAUGUAUAUUUACUAAGAAGUAUGCUCUGCUAUUCAAUGGAGCUUAAUUCCAAGUAGGUUUUGCAGAGAAUUGCAACCCAAGGUACCUUUGUCUUGAAGUAAACCCUAUUGAACACAAUGGGACUUGCAGCUGAGGUAAAUGUGCAUAGGAUUGCACUGUGCAUCGCUUCAGCUAUUUCUGUUUCGGCCCUCUCACAUCCUGAGGUAAACAAGGCCUACAAAUUUCACUGUCCAGAUAUUCAGAACACAGUUUGCCUCUUCAAGUGUCACCCUCUUUCUAUCAUUGCCUCACUUUUUAUUAUUCUGCUUAAGAAUGGUAAAUAUUUUGGGGAACUUCUAAACUGUUUUCUCGCCUUGUAAAAUGUUUUCAAGUUACGGACAUGUCUUUGUGAGCCAAGGUGAAGGCCUCAUUGGUUCAAAGUACAAGAAGGCAGUUUAUAGAGAAUACAAAAGUGGAGAUUUCGUGGAGCGCAAAAGGAGGGGCGCAAAGGAGCGACACCUACAAAUUCUAGGUGAGAAAUUUGGGGCUACAUAAUUCAUUUGAAACUCUUGAAAGCACCUUGCAAAUAUUAAGCACUGGUGUUUGGUUCAGCUUGUGAGGAAAAGGCAAGGACGCAACAUGGGAUGAAAGCUAGCCCCUUUCAAAGCUGCCAUCUGAAUGCAUCCACUCUGCAAGGGUUUGUUUGUUUUUAACCGCAGUCAAAGAGAGGCUAAUCAAGCUUCUCACCAGGAGAUGGAGCUACAUCAUUAGAGUUCCCCUGAACUGUCCCAAUUAGUGGUCCGAGUUAAGUUUGGAAGAAACGUGUGUGCAAGCUUCUUCUUCAAUGAUUUAUUUUAAAAUAUUUCAUUAGUAAUAAGUUGAGUGGCUUCACUUCAGCAACGCAUGCAGAGUAAACAAGAUGCUUUGUGCAGCCUUUGUUUAAAGCAGGGAUGGGAAACUUGUGGCCCUUCUGGUGUUGAUUACAGGGCUGGCCCAACCAUGAGGCAGACUGAGGCAGCUGUCUCAGGCGGCAGAAGCCCUUGGGGCAGCACCCCCAUGCAGGGCCAUCUUACCCAUAGGCACUAGGGGUACGGGGCACUCGGGUGCCGGGCUCUCAGGGGCGCCAGGCCCAAGAGCUGAGUCCGAGGAAGAGCCCGCCCAUUGGCCGGAGCGCUGCGGCAGGCUCUUCUGCUUCGGGCGGCUCUGCGCCACGAGUUUGGGGGUGACCAAGCAAGCAAGACGCUGAGGUGGCCAGCCGGCUCUGCCCUCCUGCGUGCCUGGGACUGGGCAACGGGGGGGGGGGCGCCAGGCGGAUCUUUGCAUCCCGGCGCCACAUAUGCUUAAGACAGCCCUGCAACCAUGGGUACCGCACCCGCCCCUGCUAUUGCCACAGGAGAAGCGAGGAGAAGCAGCAGUGGUGGAUUCCGGGGAAAUCUUGUGAGACCUCAUAGAAUUCACCAGAAACUGCUGCUGCCACACAUCCAGCAAGCAAGGCUGUAGUGGCAGUGGUUGGGAGACGACACCUUCCUGUUUUACCUCAGGUGCAAAAUGGGACAGGCACCAUCCUUCCUCUCUCCAUUUGGCCAUACUGGCUGGGACUAGGGGGAGCUGGAAGUUCAACAGCACCUGGGGGCCGCAGGUUCCUUUAAUGGCUGCUAGAGAAAAUAUGAAUAACCUUCUAGCACAUUCUUUGUUGAAAACUAAAUGGCACUGAACACAGUGGGAUUUACUUCCAAGUUGGCAUGCCUACAGUUGCAUUGCUACUCAAUUAAUCUUUUUUUCUCUCCAAUCAAGUAGCAGGACUGGUUAUUAUCCAUUUCCAAUCUUGUCUAGCGUUAGAAUGAGAAGAUGUUUCACUGUUCUUAUUAACUGCUUUUCAUCACAAGCGACCUCAAAGUAUUUACAUAACACAUAAACAAACCAUAUAAUUACAAAUAGCAGAAUGAAAAUAAAAUAAGAACCAGCAACAGUGCCGAUAACAUUAAUAAUAAAACCGCAAAAUCAGUGCUAUAAAAAGCAAGACAGAUUCAAAAAUUGUCUAACCAUAGUCAUCGAAAGCUAGAGAGAAAAAACAAAUACAUUUCCACUGAGCGGUGAACGCCCAACAAUAACAUGGAACAGGAUUUCCCAAACUUGGGUCUCCAGCUGUGUUUGGACUACAAUUCCCAUUAUCCCCCAGCUCACAGGACCAGUCCAAAAACAGCUGCAGGCCCAAGUCUGGGAAACCCUGAUAUGGAAGGUUAUGGUGCUCAGCAUUUUGUGCGUGUGUUUUGUGUUUUCAUUUCUUAUAUUUUAACUUUGCAUCAUGCCUCUCUGUUACUUUUUGGCUUUUUCAAAAAAAACAACCAACCACCUUAGGGCCCUUGAUCCAUGCAGAAGUCGGCGACUCAAUACUAAUUGUGUUUAAGAACAAAGCUAGUCGUCCAUAUUCCGUAUCGGCACAUGGCGUGGAAGCAACAGCGGCUGGGAAUAAAGCACGCACCACAAUGCCAGGUGAAUUACACUGCAUGUUUCCAAGUCUUUAGGUUCUGUUAACAAUGUGUUCUGUUUAGUAUUUUAAUGCACACUAAACUAGAAUUAAUCACAGUAGGGAAAUAUGGAGAUGUCUUGAUGUUGGCAAACCUAUAGGUGUGGCUACAUUUUUUAAAAAUAUCAAGUUAAGGUGGUUGUAUAAUUAGUACAAUCAACAGAUUUUGGCCAGGGAUUGCUUGCAUUGCCCAAGACCUUCACAUUGCUGCUAUGGUGUUUUAGUGUGUUUAAUUUUAUUGUGAGUCUGAACUGUUUGUUGUAAGCUGCCUUAAGUAGCAGAAAGGUGGGAAAUAAAUAUUUCAUUUUUUAAAAAAAUGAUGUUUUCAUUAAGGACUGGAAAUCCUUACUUUUGGUAGGGGGUGGUGUUAACACCUUUUGAGUUUUGUGCCAUACCAGCUUGAGAACCGUAAGUCCCUACUAAGGAAGACUGGCAACUUAAAUUAAUGGAAUAUGCUGAAAUGGCUAAAUUAACUGGAAGAUUAAGAAAUCAAAAAGACAACAAAUAUAAAAAAGAAUGGAAAAUGUUUAUUGCAUAUUUACAAAAGCAUUGUAAGAAAGUUUAUACAAUAGCAGGUUUUUAAAAAACACUUGUAAUAUUAAGAAGAAUGUUAAAUUUGGAAAUAAUUAAGAAUAAGGAAAUUACAGACAUGUAUAAUAUAAGAUGAUACAAAAGAACCAGGGGUGGGAAUGGAGGGAAGCCGGGGAUCUGAGUAAUCUCAAAAUGUGGAUUUAAUAUGAUGUGAAAAUGUUUUAUUUUUUUUAUUUUUUGUGGUUUAUAUUUACUGUUUUAAAUUUAUGAUGUUUAGUUAUGAAAAUGAAUAAAUAUUACUAUUUUAAAAAGCUACUGUUUUUAAUGUUUUGGUUUUAAACCAAAGUACUGAGUUUCGUAAGAUAUUUGGAUUUUGACAAGCUGUUCUUUAUUCCUUUUUAUAUAUGUGGACAGGAGAAAUAAACACUUACCGAUGGAACGUCCCAGAAAGGUCAGGACCUGGAGUCUCUGAUCCCAACUGUAUCACUUGGGUUUACUACUCAACAGUGCAUUUUGUAAAGGUAAAUGUAGCGAAGGUGUGCUCCCACCCCCCGCCCUGUGUGUCUUUUAUGGGAGAACCCUUGAGAGGGGGGAUUAUUUGCCUAAAAUGUUAAAUGAAUACUAUAUUAUCAAGCUCCAUCUGUACAAAGCCAAAUGUAAAUCAGGGAUGGGGAACAGGAUUCAGCCUGGAUCCUGAUCUCCCCCAAAUUCCCCAUGGACCGCUGUUCUAACACUUUGCUACAUUAUUAUAGUUGUUAUUCUGGCAUGGCUCUUUGUUAUCACAGUUGCUUUAGCAGUCUUUCAUUUAAAAAGUUGGCUUUUUAACAAAAUAACUGCAUGCAUCUAUAAAUUAAUGAUGAUAAUAGUGAUAAUGAUAAUGAUAGUGAUAAUUAUUAUUAUUUAUUUAUUUAUUUAUUUAUUUAUUGUUUAUACCCCGCCCAUCUGGCUGGGCGGCUCCCAAUUGAAUAUUAAAAACACAAUACAGUUUUUUUAACACAAUGUUAUUCUCUGUUUUCCAUUUCUCUUUAAUUCCAGGAUAUGUACAGUGGCUUGAUCGGGCCGCUUAUAAUUUGCAGAAAAGGAGUGUUAAAUGAAAAGGGUUUAAGAACAGACAUUGACCAAGAAUUUGCCCUUCUGUUCCUGGUCUUUGAUGAAAACAGGUCCUGGUAUUUGAAUGACAACAUUGAGAAAUAUCUACAUGAGGAUCUGAAGGCGUUCAACCACACCAAUGACUUUGUGGAAGGGAACAAUAUGCAUGGUAUGUUGCUGUUGUUGUUGUUGUUUAGUUGUUUAGUCGUGUCCGACUCUUCGUGACCCCAUGGACCAGUGCACGCCAGGCCCUCCUGUCUUCCACUGCCUCCCGUAGUUUGGUCAAACUCAUGUUUGUAGCUUUGAGAACACUGUCAAACCAUCUCGUCCUCUGUGUGGUGUAGUGGUUAAGAGCGGUAGUCUCGUAAUCUGGGGAACCGGGUUCACGUCUCCGCUCCUCCACAUGCAGCUGCUGGGUGACCUUGGGGCAGUCACACUUCUCUCAGCCCCACUCAUAGUGUUUGUUGUGGGGAGGAAGGGAAAGGAGAAUGUUAGCCGCUUUGAGACUCCUUAAAGGGAGUGAAAGGCGGGAUAUCGAAUCCAAACUCUUCUUCUUCUUCUUCAUCCCCUUCUCCUUGUGCCCUCCAUCUUUCCCAACAUCACGGUCUUUUCCAGGGAGUCUUCUCUUCCCAUGAGGUGGCCAAAGUACUGGAGCCUCAGCUUCACAAUCUGUCCUUCCAGUGAGCACUCAGGGCUGAUUUCCUUAAGAAUCAAUAGGUUUGAUCUUUUUGCAGUCCAUGGGACUCUCAAGAGUCUCCUCCAGCACCAUAAUUCAAAAGCAUCAGUUCUUCGGCAAUCAGCCUUCUUUAUGGUCCAGCUCUCACUUCCAUACAUCACUACUGCGAAAACCAUGGCUUUAACUAUACGGGCAAGGUGAUGUCUCUGCUCUUUAAGAUGCUGUCUAGGUUUGUCAUUGCUUUUCUCCCAAGAAGCAGGCGUCUUUUAAUUUCGUGACUGCGGUCACCAUCUGCAGUGAUCAUGGAGCCCAAGAAAGUAAAAUCUCUCACUGCCUCCAUUUCUUCCCCUUCUAUUUUCCUUCUAUUUAAAAUGUUACUUCGUGAAACAUUCAGGUUUGCUACUGAACAGUCGCGCAAUGCAACAUGCACUAAGCGGGAAUAAAUGCAGACAUUCAAAGUGCUUCUCUGUUAUAGUUCUGUUAGGACUGAUGGGGCUGGAGGAUAGGCAACACAAAUGCUCCCUGCACUUAAGAAAGCAUUGUGUCAAGAAGAGGGCACCUCCUGAGGUACUUGCUUUCUGAGUGUGACAAGCUUUUCAAGCUGGAAAAACAUUCAGACAAGGACGGGCUGGUGAAUUGGUAAAUAAGAGAGGGGGUUUUCCUUGCAGGGCUUAGAAAUGAAAACCUUAAUACAAAGAAAUGCUUGGGAAUAAAAAGCUUUAAUCUAAAGCAGGGAUAUCCAACAGGUUGAUUGUGAUCUACUCAACAACUUUGGUCAUCCAAUGGGUAGAUCACUGCCAGUUUUUUUAUAGUGGGAGUAGAUCGCAGUCUCUUGAAAGUUGGACAUGCCUGAUCUAAAUAAAUACUUCUUCAACAGUUGUUGCCUGCUUCCUGCUCUAGCGAAAGCUGAUCUGGAGGGUUUGGAAAUCCCCUGGAAUGGCAAAGCAUGUGGUUCAGAGAGUUGCCAGUAGGAGGGAGGAGACCAGAGGAAAUCCACAAAGGCAAGGGAUUCUCUGGAUCCAAGCCAAUCAUUCUAGCAAGAGCAGAAGUUUUGAAUAAUGUACCGUAUUUUUCCAUGUAUAAGACGACCCCUAUUUUUUUUAACCCAAAAUUAAGAAAUUAAGUUGUUUAGCUUUUUUGGGGGGGGGUCACUUCUGCCAAUUGCUCACCCACCUGCCUGCCGCUGCCGAUCGCUUGCCACAGCCACUGCUCAUUGCACUCCUCACUGCAGCCGCCAAUUGUCUGCCCACUCGCCGCCACCAACAGCCCACCUGCCCACUUGCCACAGCCACCAAUCGCCUGCCCAAUUGCCGCAGCCACAGCCAAUCGCCAGCAGGCCUUGCCUCAGCCACCUGCCCAAUCACCACUGCCAAUCUCCUGCAUGCUGCUGCCAUUAAUCGCACAUCCUCUCUCUGCAUUCACUAUCCGUGUAUAAGAUGACACUCAAAUUUUGCCUAUUUUUUUUAGCAAAAAGCAUCGCCUUAUACACAGAAAAAUACGGUAUAUACCUGAUUUUAAUUUGCAGUGGAGCACACUGAUAAACCUGCAUGCCUCUGCAAACUUUGCAAAUCUCUCCCUUCAGCAAUCAAUGGAAAGAUCUAUGACAAUCUCCAUGGGCUAACGAUGAACGUAGGGGAAAACACCAACUGGUACCUGAUUGGAAUGGGAAAUGAAAUUGACCUCCAUACUGUCCAUUUCCAUGGAGAGAGCUUUCUGUUCAAGGUUGGUAUAAGCAAAAUAGUACCAUUUGCAUUGUGAUGAAUAACUUAAAUAGAAAACAUUAGCUCUCAGAGAGGGGAUGUUAUUGCAAACAAACCACAUGUGCAUGCACAUCCUAUACCAGCAGGAAAUUAGUAGGUCACAAUUAGUAAAAAGAGGUAAAGCAUUUUGGUCAUGCUGCUACAAUUAGCUACUUUUCCAUAAGCACAAUGCACUUGGAUUAUAUCCUAUUAAUGCCUGAAGAGUGAUACAUAGGUGGAGGGUGCUUCUAUAAGUAAAUCCCUUUGGUGAAUUAGAUUAUAUAUAUAUAUGGCUGUGGGUGUAUAACUUCCACAUAGAUGAGAAUUCAUAUCUCCAACCAUUUACUUUGUGCUGCUGGCAAAGCUGCAGACAAAAAUAUGCUAAAAUGCAGCUGAUUUUUCACAAGAACUUUAAAAAUAAAUAAAUUGCAGACUGAUGUGGAGAUGUGGAAAACUGAAUUUAAGAUUGGAAAAAAUAAGAUAAACAAAAAUGGACAUAUUUACCCAUCCUCAAAUGAGGGGGAAGGGGAGCUUCUUACCAUAUUUUUUGCUCUAUAAGAUGCACUUUUUCCCUCCUAAAAAGUAAGGGGAAAUGUGUCUGCGUCUUAUGAAGUGAAUGCAGGCUGCACAGCUAUCCCAGAAGCCAGAACAGCAAGAGGGAACGUUGCUUUCACUGCACAGCGAUCCCUCUUGCCAUUCUCGCUUCUGGGAUAGCCACGCGAAGCCUCCUCAGGGCAGCGGGAGGAACGUUCCCCCUGCCCUGAAGAGGCUUUGUGUUGCUUUCGCAGAAGCCAGAACAGCGAUCGCUGCUUUUGCUGCGCAGCGGUCCCUCUUGCUGUUCUGGCUUCUAGGAUUCAGAAUAUUUUUUUUCUUGUUUUCCUCCUCCAAAAACUAAGUGCGUCUUAUGGUCUGGUGCAUCUUAUAGUGCGAAAAAUACGGUAAUUUUUUUAUCUUCUCAGAGUUUCAAAAAGCAAACAAAACAGAGGGCAUGAUUCUGCCAAGCUAAGCACUUCAAUGCCCCUUUUUUUUAAAGGAAGGGGAGGUGGGGAGAGAAAGAGUGUUAAGCAUGUGGUUCUCUUCCCCCACUGAAAUAAGAGAUUUCAUAGUCACAUACUGUCAGGGAACUGACAUCGGAGCUAGAGGCAGAGGGAAGGCUCUCAAAUGAUGCUGGAGAAGGGCCCAGCAGGGAGAGAGGCAGCUCAGCAGAUGGGGAAGCAAAUCAGCGCAACACCAGGAAUAAAGGGGGGCCGAUGGGGGAAUCGGCGAGAGGGCUCCCAGACUCUUCACCGGACACCAGCAGGGAGAGCACGGGUCCUCCGCUACCCACGCCCUCCCUGCGCAGAAGACUUCCGCACAGAGAGAGUAGGAGGAGACUGGGUGUCAAACAACUUUUAUGUUGGAAAAGGUUUAAGAAACACCCAGUGACGGAUUCUGCUAGCGACUGAGGCAGCCACUAAGUGAAGGGCUGUCCAGACUGAAAGGUUUAACAAGGCAACAAAGCCAGGAGAGGCGGCAACUUACGCACGGGCAACCCAUACUCAUUACACAUACCAAAAAAAAAUGUUUGCAAUAAUCACAGAGGAUCCCCAUACGGCUAUUUCUGCAUGGUGACUGGGUGGACAGAAUAUACCAUUUGGGCCACACUGCCCAAAGAGCUGCAUAAGAAUGCCCUCUGAUCAGCACAGUCACCUUUCAGACUAGAAUGUUUCUAGUAAUUUGGAAUUUCUACAGCAGGAAAUCCCAAAAGCUCCUAAAAGCAGAGGGUGAGCUACCGUAUUUUUCGCUCUAUAGGACGCACCGGACCAUAGGAGGGGGAGAACAGGGGAAAAAAAUUCUCCCCCUCUCUGCUCAGCGCCCCUUCAGCGAAGCGGCAGGAGAAACGGAGCCCCUUCCAUUUCUCCUCCCGCUUCGCUGACGGGGCGCUGCGCAGAGAGGGAAAACUGUGCAGCGCCUCUCCAACGAAGCGAAACCUGGAGAGCAAGAGGGAUCGGUGUGCACUGACCGCUCUUGCUCUCCAGGCUUCAGGUGGCUAUCCGCAAGCCUUCGGAGUGCAGCAGGAACUUCUGCUGCGCUCCAAAGGCUUGCGGAUAGCUGCCUAAAGCCCCCGGAGCGCAGUGGGAGUUCGCGCUGCACUCCAGGGGCUUCAGGCGGCUUCAGUGAAAGCAACGCAAAGCCAAGGAGCGCGGGGGGAGCUCUCCCUCUGCGCUUCGGAGGCUUCGCGUUGCUAUCGCUGAAGCCAAGGAGCCUGCAUUCGCUCCAUAAGACGCACACACAUUUCCCCUUAAUUUUUGAAGGGGAAAAAGUGUGUCUUAUAGAGCGAAAAAUACGGUACUUUUACCACCUAGGGAUAAGCUUUGAAUUUACUCGAUGCUCUGCUGCCUUUGACACAGAAGGAUCACAAUCACAGAGGAGAUGUAUAUGACCUCUUUCCUGGGACGUUUCAGACUGUUGAACUUGUAGCGUUCAAUCCUGGGACAUGGCUUCUGCACUGCCACGUUCACGAUCACAUCCAUGCUGGGAUGGAGACAACUUACACUAUUGUUGAAUCAGGUAAGGUUGCUUUGCAACAUGGGUUUGGGCAGCUUAUGCACCCAGGUAGUCAUAGAACAUGAGAAAAGCUUUGUUGAAAAGCCCACUUAGUCCAGCACCCUGAUCUCACAGUGGCCAACCAGCUGUUCUUAUUGUUGUUAACCCACACACGUGGGUCUCUAGAGUAUUAAACCUAAUUAAUAUAUCCUCUUACCAAUUCCCGUCAGUAAUCUCAGGCUCCUGGUUUGGAUAAAGGAAGAAACUGUGGUUAAUUGAGGACUCCAACAUUGCUUUUAUUUCCUUCGCUCAAAUUAAUAUAUCCUCUUACCAAUUCCCGUCAGUAAUCGUAGACUCCUGGUUUGGAUAAAGGAAGAAACUGUGGUUAAUUGAGGACUCCAACAUUGCUUUUAUUUCCUUCGCUCAAAUGAAUAUAUCCUCUUACCAAUUCCCGUCAGUAAUCGUAGACUCCUGGUUUGGAUAAAGGAACAAACUGUGGUUAAUUGAGGACUCCAACAUUGCUUUUAUUUCCUUCGCUCAGAUGGUGUGGGACGUGGAGUCACAACCACGAAAUAUGACACAUUUACAGUCAAUGGCAAGAAGACUGGAGAAGGUAUGACUUUGGGCCGCUUCACAUUUCAUGGAGCAAACCCAGGUUUGCCGCAAAAAGGACAUUCAAGAGGCCAGACCGGGUUCCAUAAUGAGUGCGUGUGUACGGGGCUCAUGUUUAGAAGCACACAUUUGCCCCCACUUCUUGAUCAUGCUUUCCAUAUUCAUUUAUACAUUUAGGAUGGGCGCACAGGACCCUGCUUUAUACUGAGAGCUCAUCCACACUUUGGUUUGCUCCACUGCUUUCCUACAGGAAAGUAUGUGGUUGAGCACUGAUUUGGAAUAAGGCAACCAGGAUUUUCACGGAUUGCCGUUUGUUCCGAUUUAGCGAUAAAGAGUGGGUUUUCCGUGGGAAAGCAGUGGGUCAAAGGCAAAACUGCUCAGACCAUGCUCUCUAGGCACAGGACAAGUGGAAGUGUGGGCUAUCCCCAGGUCCAACCAUUGCUCUAUGUAGCUCAGUAUUGGCGACAUCAGGGUUUCCCAAACUUGGGUCGCCAACGGGUUUUUUUGGACUACAACUCCCAUCAUCCCUGGCCACUAGUUCUGGUAGCUAAGGAUGAUGGCAAUCGUAGUCCAACAACAGCUGGAGAUCCAAGUUUGAGAAACCCUGAUCUACACUAAGGUUGCCCAUUCAAACUUUUAAUUGUCCCAUAAUUUCAAGUCAUGGGUCCAGGCGGUAAACAGUGGGUUUUCCCAGGGAAACCAAAGGGGCCAAAAAAAACCUUCUGGGACCCGUGACUUGAUAUCACAGGACAAACAAAAUUGUGGAUGGGCCCAGACUGACAGCAUCCUUUCAGGUUUUCAGGAAGGACCUACCUGCUGAGCUUUGAACCCGGGACCUUCUACAUGCAAGAUCGACCCCUGAGCUAUAGCCCUUCCCCAACUAAAAGGGGAAGAUGUACAACUAAAAGCAAAAUGUGUCUAUCAGCCCACAGUGGGGUUUGUUUGUUUUUUAUUUAGUUGACAUUUCCCUUCCAGGGGAAGGAAUACAUUUCUCACAAAUGCCUUUCUCUUUCAGCAGGUAAAGGUAGAGCAGGAAUAGAAUUCUUGGGGAAAACUCUGGGCCCAGGAGAAGCCAGCUCGGUGCUCAAAGCUCUUUUUAUCACUGGACUUGUUCUGUUGGUAGCUCUCUUGAUCCUUAUUCUCGUUGUUGCUUGCCAGAAGAAAAAGGCCCGUUAUAGAGCCAUAGGUCACAAAUUUGAUCUUCCAAUGGAGUCCUUCUGAUCUGACUGAACAUGGCUUCACUGACUUUGUCAGAAAUGUUGCUGCUGCCUUUUGAGGUGGGAGGAAACGCCGACACAUAUGGCCGCUUCAAGACGACCACUUUAUUUAUCAUUCAUCCCGAU